This is a messenger RNA of Prorocentrum cordatum, 1228 nucleotides long. Lineage: Eukaryota; Dinophyceae; Prorocentrales; Prorocentraceae. The record is from the annotation of a GenBank genome assembly.
AAGUCUGGAUCCGUUGCUCCAGCCGCAGGACCCCCCGGUCAUGGCGGAGAAGGUGACGAUAGCGCUCGACUGGACGCCCAACACGAACCACGCUGGUUUCUUCGCGGCCAAGGCCCUCGGCCUGUAUGCCAAGAAGGGCCUCGAUGUCGCGAUGCUGUCCGUCACCGACCCCGUCUACAGGGCCUCGUACACGGAGGGCGGCGGUGCCCCGGACGCGGAGUACAACACGCCGUGCGGCCUGGUCGCACAGGGCAGAGCCCACUUCGCGCUGAACUCGCCGGAGGGCGUGAUCAAUUGGAACACGCGGCCCGCGGGGGACCCCAAGCCUCCUUUGAAGGCCGUAGCGGCCGUCUGCCAGAAAAACACGUCGGCGAUCGCUUGCCGGCCAGAGAUCAAGAGCCCAAAGGACCUCGACGGAAAGAGGUACGCUUCCUACGCGGCCCGUUUCGAGGGGCGCAUCGUGCAGAAGAUGAUACAGAAGGCCGGCGGCAAAGGAGACUUCGAGGAGGUAGUCAGCCCAAUGCUGGGCCUCUGGAACACGGUUCUGUGCCCGAAGUCGCAGGAGGGCGCGACGGACGCGACCUGGAUUUUCACGUGCUGGGAGGGUGUCGAGGCCCAGAUGAAGCAGGCUGAGCUCAGCCUCUUCGCGCUGGAGGACUUCGGGAUUCCCUACGGGUACGCUCCGUGCCUGGUUGCCCACCCAGAGCUACUCGACGCGAACCCAGACCUCAUCCGGAGCUUUCUGGAGGCGUCCGCGGAGGGGUGGGAGUGGGCCGCCGCGAACCCCGCGGAGGCGGCAAAGCUGCUGGUGGAGGGCGCCAAGGCGGAGUGCGGCGAUGCAUCGCUGCAGCCAGACAUGGUUGCGCUGUCGAUGGAGAAGCUGGCGCCCGCGCUGCUGGACCAGCGUGGGAGGUGGGGGACGAUGGAGCUCUCGCGAUGGGAGCAGUAUCUGGACUGGCUGUCGAACGAGGGCCUGCUCACGACGUACGUGAACAGCCGCAAGCCCUCGGCCGCCGCCGCGACCCUCGACGAGCUCCGCCAGGGCCGCGCCGGAGAGCAGAUCCCCCGGGCGCAGGUCUCGGCGGCGCAGCUGUUCUGGUCCGAGUGGCGGUGACGACCUCGGCCAGGCGAGCCGGGCACGAAGGAGGGGUGUCUCUCUGCGGCGCUCACGAGGGGGGUGGCGCCAGAGGACCUGGCCUCGCUCGGACGUGUGCGCUUCUUUCUCGGC